GACAAUUACAUCCAGUAAGCAUCGAUUUGGAGGAUUUAUUCCGGGUCAAUUUUUGUCAGAUUCCAUAGGGGUACCAUCCCAGAUUUUGGACGAUUUUCCUAAAAUGCCAUUUUCUUUCGAUUAUGGAGGCUACAGAUCACGAAUUUAGGUCGUGGCUAUUCUCCACCAAUAAUAAAGUCUAUUGAUCCUAUUCUCCACAUAUGAUAAGUCCAUUAUGCACCGAUUUGGGUCAAUUUAUUUUCGGAUGACAUUUUCGUAAUUUUUAGGUGACGAAAUGCCAUUUUCUUUUGAUUUUGAAGGCUAUGAUCACGGAUUCGGCCUGAGGCUAUUCUUCAAUGACGAUUACGUCCAUUAAGCACUGAUUUUGGCGGAUUUAUUCAGGGUCAAUUUUUGGCAGAUUGCAAAGGGGUAUCAUCACAAAUUUUCGACGAUUUUCCCGAAAUGCCAUUUUCUUUCGAUUCUGAAGGCUACAGAUCACGGAUUCAGGACGAGGCUAUUCUACACCGUUAAUGAAGUCUAUUGAUCCUCUUAUCCACGGAUGAUAAGUCCAUUAAGUUCUAACUUGGGCCAAUUUAUUUUCGGAUGACAUUUUCGUAAUUUUUUGGACGAUGAAAGGCCAUUUUCUUUGAAUUUUGAGAGCUACAGAUCAUGGAUUCGGCCUGAGGCUAUUUUUCAACGAUGAUUACGUUCAUUAAGCACCGCUUUUGACGGAUUUAUUCCGGGUUAAUUUUUGACAGAUUCCAAAGGGGGUCAUUCAUCCCUUUAGAUUUUGGGCUUAAUCUUUAUUAUUAGUAUUUUAUAUCUAUAAUUAAAGCUCAAUGUAUUAAUUUUAUACUGUUUUAAAUUCACAAUCAAAAUCCAAUACUCUGAAAAGUAAUUAGUAUAUGGAGGGCUUUUGUAGGAGGCCCCCCAACACACCCCCAAUGCUACCCUUGUGAUUGUUGUGGUGUGGUGAUGUUCUAGUCUACUUUAUAAGUUUUUGGUCUACUUUAUAUCAUUCGUGGUAUGGACGUAUAGUUUGUUGCGUUCUGCUUUGUAUUUUGCGAGACACGGAAUGAAUGAAUAAGAAGAGCCACACAAGUGUUCUCCCUUAUAAUUUUAAAAAACAACAAGCAUGCCCCUCUCUUAAAAAAACAACUUUAAUUGUGGUUAACUUCUUAGAAAUUAAAAAAAUAAUAUCAAAAUGAAAUGUUCAUAUUCAAUAGAAUUAGUAUUAGCACUGUACUAAUUAUCAUCCUAACCUUUACCUUCAUCCUAAUAGUCCAAAUCACAAAAAUCCUUCAUAUUUCAAUUUUUCUGGGUGCACUCAUAUUUCAAACUUAAUAUUUUAACCAGAUAUAUUCCAUUUUUCAAAUGGCACAAAGAAACGAAGAAGUAGAUUAACCUAACCGAUAUUAGAACUUUGAAGUUUAGUGCCAAAGCCCAAAUUCCACUCCAAAGUCCAAAUCUAAAGCCCUGCACCCUUUCCCCUGCCUUCCCCCCGGCCAUGCUUUGCCAAAUGCCAACUGCCAAGUUAUCUCUCCAUGCUCCCUCCCUGCAACAGAAUUUUUGACAUAGCGAUUGAAAACCCGGCUGCAGCUCGUCAACAUUAACCCGACGAAAAACUUUCCCGCCACCCUAAAACCGAAAGCAGUAAGAAAGUUUGCAACUUUGCAAGAUGCUGGAGGCGAAGAGUCUUAGAAAAGCAGCUGUGCCCUCAACUCUUAUCCCCAAUCCUUCCCCGGGAAACAUCCAGUCUUCCCGCCUAGCUCUCCAUGUUAGCGAGGAUGGUUCUUCUUGUUGGGUCUAUGUCGCUUCUGGCUGUCACAUUUACAAGCUCCAGAUUCCUUUGGAGGGUACUUCCAUUGAUAAAGGGAAAGAAAGCCUCCUCAUUCCUAUGCAGUCCGAGGUUGUGGAGUCUUCAAUAGUCAACCGUUGCCCACACCGCUCUGAGAUUCAGAGUAUUGUGCUCUCUGAGACUGAUAGCCCUGGAUACUUGGUGCUGGGAAGCGUGGAUUCUUACGGCCAUCUUAUUGUGUCUAAGCUAGAUAACAGUGGUAAUGAUGUUGACAGACUUAUAUAUUCAGUACUUCCUCGAGAUUCUGGAGUAGGAGAAGGCGGUUGGGCUGGAUUAUGUUUCAGUCCAACUCAAUUAUUGACGGCGGCUGUAGCGCGUGAGUUCUGCAAAACUGUUGACGUGUAUGACCAAGACAUUCAUUUGCAGACAUUACAUACACUAUGGUAUCCAUCCUCUCUAAACUAUAUUCAGGGCUUGAGUAAUGAUGAAGGGAGUUCGAUACUAGCUGUCACGGAAGGAUGCCAGUUGAGCAUUUGGGACUUGAGAAUGAAAGAGAAAAACGGUUGUCUGCAUCGGAUCACUGGGUCAGUGGGAGACAUCUUUUAUUCAGUUUGCAGUUCUUCAACUGGAAAUAUUGCAGUGGGCGGUGCUGAUCGUACUGUUACUGUUUAUGAUCCCCGUAGAUGGAAACCACUAUCGAGAUGGGUGCAUUGCUCAAAGUAUGAGAUAACUGGACUUGCAUUUUCAUCAGUUAACCCUGACUACAUAUACAUCCAAGGAGUAGAUUAUGAGGUUCUGUGCGGAAACUGGAAAGAGACUAAGAAGCUCUUCUCUUUUAGAGGAGACUCAAAUUGGCUGGGUUUCAGUAAGAGCUUCAACAGAGACGUGGUGGGUGGAUGGAGUGAUUCAGGUAGCAUCUUUGUGGCUGAUGUUAGAGGUGAAGAAUGAGUGUGCUGGAAUCUAAACCCACCACAAAGCUUCCUGCAUGCAAACAUGGUCACCACUGGUAGUACAGUGGUGGUUCAGCAGUCUUUCUGAUUGAUGAUCCCCACUGAUCCACCACGACCCCAUGUUUGUAUUCCUGAAAAAUAUGACACAGCAGGACAUCAUAACGUGAGAUGAGUGCAUACUUUUUGAACCAAUCAAAGAGUCUAGAGGAUAUGGUUCCUUGGUCCUGGAAGUUUGAAGCAUCCUGAAAAUGGGCGCAUUUUGACUUGGAAUUGUGAGUUCAAUCGAUUCAUUGACCUUGUAGAUCCAUAGGAGGAUGGAUUUGGUUACAUGUUGGUUGGUCAAGUCCUGGAUUUCUGUGAAAAUGUCAAUUCAAAGGUUUUGAAGGAUUGACUGAUUGGGAUCCCUGAUCUUUUUCUAUAAAGGUUUUCAAAGUCAUAUUUCCCAAAGACUUCAUGAAUGGAUAGAUUACUUGGAUCCUGUAGAAGUGCGUUUUGACCCCCAAGAUUGUUGAAACUUGAAAAGUUCUUCCUACAAUUAAAUAGAGUCAGUCAUUAACAAGACGGUAGAUCCUAUUCCUAUAUCUUUGCUAACCAAAUUAGGGUAAAUACCACAUUUGGUCACUUAGGUUACUAAAUCAUGUCAUGUUUAGUCGCUAGAAAAAUUUAAAAUAAAUUUUGGUCACUCUAAUUACUGAAACAUGUCACAUUUAGUCACUCUCCCAUUAGUUUCCGUCCAACUCCAUUAACGAAGUUGGACGGAGGCUAACGGAGAGUGACUAAAUGUGAAAUGUUUCAGUAAUUCGAGUGACAUUUAUAAAUAAAAAAAAGUAUUUCGAGUGACCGGAAUUGGACGGAGGCUAACGGGAGAGUGACUAAAUGUGACCUAUUUUAGUAAUUCGAGUGACCAAAAUUUAUAUUAAUUUUUUUCUAGUGACCAAACAUACCCAGGUAUGAUUAGGGUGGAAGUCGAGUAAUAUCACAAAAUUGAUAUCAAUUUCUAGAUGAAGGGAAUAGUUGAGUUGAAACUUAAUCUUUUAAAAUAGAUGAAGUGGGACUACCCAUUUGUCAAUUUUCACUAAUUAGCCUAUCAUGUGACGCGAACGCGAACGACACAAUUAAAUUAUCACGAUAUGGAAUAUGAAUUUGUUGAAUCAUCACGAUAAAAACUUUGGACUAUCUAAAAUUACAUGAAGCCUAAUGAUCUAAAUAAGGGCACCACGGAUUAAGGCACCAAAUAAUCUACCAUGGCAAUCUCCAACUUAUGUGCAUAUUGAAGAAAUUAUAAUAACACUUUGUGAGUGCUACGUCGCUGUUUUUCAUUUUGUCGUUUGUGUUCUUUUACAAAUAUCAAAAUGCAAUGAUAAAAAAAAAAAAAAGGGAUUUAUGUAUCAAAAUUCAAAAUACAACGAUAGCGUUGAAAACUCCUCAAUUAGCUAGAAAGGUACAUUUCAGAGCAUGUUGUAUUUUUUUUAUUUAAUUUUUUUGGCUACGUAGUACAAUACCAAUAUAGAAAUAGAGUAGAGGGGAAAUAAGAUAGAGACAUACAAAAUUAAGAGGUUGGCAGCAUGGCUAUUACUGUGUCAUGGUGGUGACAUUUGUUUAGAAAUUUGAAGGUAGUUAGGCCAUCUAUUCCAACACUUAUUAUAGCCCCAUUGUUAUAUGAUUGUCCCAAAUAAAAGCUCCCAAUGUACAUGUUCACGUGUUCGUAUUGAAUGCCCAGUAAUUUGUGAUGGAAGUUUGGUUUGCGGUUAACAACAAAUCUGAGUGCAACAAACGUAGUUUUGUCAGUUACCAAUCAUAAUAUGCGAUUAGUGGUUUAAUCGUGGUUGAUAAAAUUUUGCAUUUUAUUGUUAGUGAUCAAUCACCAACCACUGUGAUUAAACCACAAUAGUCACACAAAUCGCAUUUAUCCAUCAAUAGUAAUAUUAAUAAGCAUAGGGGUAUGCC
Molecule: messenger RNA, 4674 nt
Organism: Linum trigynum
Lineage: Eukaryota; Viridiplantae; Streptophyta; Magnoliopsida; Malpighiales; Linaceae
Source: the annotation of a GenBank genome assembly